Molecule: messenger RNA, 6014 nt
Organism: Scleropages formosus (Asian bonytongue)
Lineage: Eukaryota; Metazoa; Chordata; Actinopteri; Osteoglossiformes; Osteoglossidae
Gene: ano1a
Product: anoctamin 1, calcium activated chloride channel a
Exons: 26
Coding region: 1521-4469 (982 amino acids)
Biological process (GO): chloride transmembrane transport
Cellular component (GO): plasma membrane
Molecular function (GO): intracellularly calcium-gated chloride channel activity; protein dimerization activity
Source: RefSeq, a predicted model, not a curated record
AUUAGCUGCUCUUGGGAUUACUGACUGAUGAAAUAAAUCAAAAUCUCAAUAAUGUUAAAUAUCCUUUAACAUUAAAUUAAUAAUUGACACUUUGUAAUCACGUUUCAAAUGACCGCAUAUGAAUAAAAAAUGAGAUGCGCUGCGAUCUGUUCGAUUUUCUAAAAUUUCUUGCGCUCCUCAUGUGCUUCGGAGUAGGCAGUCCAAGAAACUGUAAGAGCUGUCGUCGGCAUCCACGCUACUCCAGUUCAUCUGCGAGGUUCAUUCAGACUUUAGGCAACACACAGACUAAUACGUGCACUGGGUUCGAACGCGUUCAUUCUGCAGAAUUCAACGCAUCGGAGGUCGCGCGCGCCUGUGUGGAGAAACGUGAUUUCUUACACCUGUUGAAAAUGAACUUCGCCUGCUUUCCGUUGGACGGCGUUUUGCUACGGUACCGAAACGGAGUGUGUGUUUAGCGGCGUGAAGUGUGUACAGUAUGUUGCGUCGGAUGUAAAAGCAAUAAUUAUAUUGGCAAGAACUAUUAUAAUUAAUUCACUCAUCAUUCACGCAGUGAGGAGGGAGGACCGAAAGCGACCGGGGCCGGAGUGGUGGUGGUGGGACAGGUAAAUUUGGUGUGGUUCGGUUCGAUGUUUCUCUGCACGCUCCAGUAAUGGUCUCUCCGAGUCCGGGGCUUCCAAAAAAAAAAAAAAAAAAAAACAGCUUUUCCCCAGAACUACUACUUCACCCUUCCGCACACAGGAUUCGCCCCGGAACGUCGGGGAUGCCCGGCGAGCCUCUCGGUGCCCCCCCACCCCCGGUUGCUCGUGCUGAGGCUGAGCGGCACCGCGUGACACAUUUCCUGUGAGCGCGUUCACCUGGCUCUGUCAGUCCGGACCGCGGGAGCGUGGGGAAGGUCACCCCGGACAGCGUCUUUGGGGUCUCCCCGCUCAUUGUCACCGCACAAAAACCCAACACGCUUGUAAAAAGGAACGUACAUUUUCGUCACAAAACCUGCACUCACGAAAAUAUAAAUGCUUGUAUGUAUAAAAAGCAGCCAUGAUCGCUUGCUGUGGAAGGGGGAGCACAGCAGCGCGCGACGCCAACGGUGCUGUGUGUUCAGUCGCCACACCGUGCGCCUCAGGUUGGUUUACUCUGAGGUAACUUCUUAACGAAACGGUGGAGAUAUUAUGUUUGUAAGUGUUCCGUUGGAGUGCUGGAUGCGGCGCUCGGAGGACACGGCUGCGUUGAGCUCCGCCGUGGCUGUAGGGAAACACGGUUAUUAUGUCCAUGAUUUUGGGAAAGAGCUUCUCGCGCACUGAGCGCGUUCUUUUUUUUUUUUUCGUGUUUAAUGCGUGUCACUCCAAUAGGAGUGGCAAUGGAGGAGGAGGAGGAGGGUGGGGAGCAGGCCAAAGUGGAGUGUUUGAGGAGAUUUUUAGGAGCGCGUUGAGGGCAGGACGAGUGAACGUGGACGGGACAGCCGCGUUCACACGGGCAGCGCUCGGGACGCGUCCGCUCGGCUUCUCACUCGGGCGCGCGCACACAUGGAUGGCACUGGUGGUACGGGUCCGAGAGAGAGCCUUCAAAACCAUGACCCCAAAGCGUCUGGUAAAACGUUCUUAGUCCACAACCGCUCGGGAACACAUCUGUCGGAGCUGGUCCUGGAGUCUGCAAUGAGACGGCCAGAGAAGUACACACCUGUGCCUGUCAGAGAGACAGGUGUAGACAUCAUCAACAUCAAGGGCAUUGAAGACAUUGGAUAUGCCCAACAGGAUUCCAUCCUCCUGAAUGCCCUAGUCCCUGAGGAGAACACUCACUGCCGACAAGGGUUGUACUUUCAAGAUGGGCAACGAAGGGUGGACUAUGUCCUUACCUAUCACAUCAAGAAGCAAAGCAGUUCACGCCGCCACUCAUCCCGCCUCACAGACAAUGCCUUUACCCGGAGUCUGCGCCGUGGCCGGGUUCCUCCACCAAAGGGAGAUCCUGAGGUGGGAGCCCAGGAACAUAGCCUGCACUACCAUGAGGAUGACAAGCGCUUCUGUCGGGAUGAAUUUGAGAGUAGCUUGAUGGAGAUGGGCCUGGAGCUGGAGAAGGACGAGCAUACUAAAACUCCUGGGGUGGGAUUUGUGAAGAUACAUGCCCCCUGGCACGUACUGUGUCGAGAAGCAGAGUUCAUGAAACUAAAGAUGCCCACCAAAAAAGUAUAUGAAGUCAAACAGGGGAGCAACCUGGUGGAGAAGAUCAACACAUUUAUCACCAAACUGACCGAACCCCUUCACCCAAAUGUGGAAGAGAACAGGAUACAGAAUGUCAAGCACCUUUCAUACCCAUUCUCUAGAGAAAAGCAGCACUUGUUUGAUUUGUCUGACAGAGACUCUUUCUUCGAUAGUAAAACCAGAAGUUCAAUAGUUUUUGAAGUACUCAAGCGUACAAAAUGCACUAAAUCCAAACAUAGCAUGGGAAUCACCAGCCUGCUUGCUAAUGGGGUUUAUAUGGCUGCAUAUCCUUUACAUGACGGUGACACAGAUGGUGAAAAUGCAGAGCCCAAUGAUAGGAAGCUCUUGUACGAAGAAUGGGCAAGUUACAGUGUUUUCUACAAGUACCAGCCAGUAGGCCUGAUCAGGAAAUACUUUGGGGAGAAGAUUGGACUUUACUUUGCUUGGCUAGGUGUGUACACCCAAAUGCUUAUCCCUGCAUCCUUGGUUGGUGUCAUUGUCUUCCUCUACGGCUGUGCCACUGUUGACGACGAUAUUCCCAGCAUGGAGAUCUGUGACAAACGGAACAACAUCACCAUGUGCCCGCUGUGUGACAGGGCCUGCAGCUACUGGAAGCUGAUCACAGCCUGCGGCACGGCCCGGGCCAGCCACCUCUUUGACAACCCAGCCACUGUUUUCUUUUCCAUCUUCAUGGCUCUGUGGGCUGCUAUGUUUAUGGAGCACUGGAAGAGAAGGCAGAUGCGACUGAACUACAUAUGGGAUCUGACAGGUUUUGAGGAUGAAGAGGAAGCACUGAAGGACCACCCACGAGCUGAGUAUGAGUUCAGAGUCAUGCAGAAGGCACUGAAGAAGGAGCACAAAGCACAGAAGCCAGAAAAAGUAAAACUGACUUGCAAAGACAGACUUCCAGCCUAUAUGACCAACUUGGUGAUGAUGUUGUUCAUGAUUGGUGUCACCUUUGCCAUCGUAUUUGGGGUGAUCGUCUACAGAAUAUCCACUACUUCAGCCUUGUACAUGAGCUCAAACCCUACCACCCGAUCCAAUGUGAGGCUGACUGUCAAGACUACUGCUGCCAUCAUCAACCUGGUAGUCAUUCUCAUCCUGGAUGAGGUGUAUGGUGCUGUCGCCCGCUGGCUCACCAUACUUGAGGUUCCAAAGACUGAUAAAAGCUUUGAGGAGAGACUGAUUUUCAAAACAUUCAUUCUUAAGUUUGUGAAUGCUUUCACUCCCAUUAUUUACAUCGCCUUCUUCAGAGGGAGGCUUGUUGGUCGUCCUGGAAGUUAUCUGUAUGUUUUUGAGUCUUAUCGGAUGGAGGAGUGUGCUCAUGGUGGCUGUCUGAUGGAGCUCUGUAUCCAGCUGAGCAUUACUAUGCUGGGCAAGCAGCUCAUCCAGAACAACCUCUUUGAGAUUGGGAUCCCGAAGUUGAAGAAGCUAAUACGGUACAUCAAGUCGAAGCGAAGGGCCUUCCAAGAGGAGGAGCAGGACAAGAAGCUGCAGCGCUAUGAGACAGAUCAUUUCCUGGAGCCCUUUGCUGGCCUCACCCCUGAGUACAUGGAGAUGAUUAUCCAGUUUGGCUUCGUGACCCUGUUUGUGGCAUCCUUUCCUCUGGCACCUCUCUUUGCCCUGCUGAACAACAUCAUUGAGAUACGCCUGGAUGCCAAGAAAUUUGUGGUUGAGCUGAGAAGGCCUAUAGCUGCAAGAGCUAAAGACAUUGGUAUCUGGUACAAUAUCUUAAGGGGGAUUAGCAAAGUGGCUGUCAUUAUAAAUGCAUUUGUGAUCUCGUUCACAUCAGACUUCAUCCCUCGCCUUGUCUAUCAGUACAUGUACAGCCCAGAUGGCUCCAUGCAUGGAUUUGUCAACCACACCCUGUCCUACUUUAAUGUCAGUGACUUCCAAGAGGGCAAGGACCCCCUGGAGCCCACAGAUCUGGAGUACAAGGUGGAGAUCUGCAGGUAUAAAGACUACAGGGAGCCCCCUUGGUCUCCCACUCCAUAUGAAAUAUCUAAGGAGUUCUGGACAGUGCUGGCAGUCAAACUGGCAUUUGUUAUAGUGUUCCAGAAUGUGGUCAUGCUGAUGAGUGACGUGGUGGACUGGAUAAUCCCGGACAUCCCCAAGGACAUCAGCGUGCAGAUCCACAAAGAGAAAAUUCUCAUGGUGGAGCUUUUCAUGAAGGAGGAACAGGGCAAGAUGCAAACCCUGGAGAGCAAGGACAGCUGCAACAACCACAGUCCUGUGCCACGCCCACGCUCUUUUCCAAAUUCACACACCAAUGACUAAUAGCAGCUACCUGUUCGUUCAUCCAUCCAUCCAUCAGUGUUCUUUAUCUUCAUCUGGACAUUCCACAGAGGGGGGCGUUCUUCUGCAGAAGAGGUUCUUGAAGAAGGGCCGGUAAUCACCGUGACACACCAUGCCUGUCUGUUGCAGUGCAUUAGUACUAGCCAUGCUUGGGUCAAAGUGCACUUCACAGGCUCUCAUCUUGCUUUAAAUGGUGUUGAGAGCUCAUAUUUCUUUGUCCCUUGCAAACAAAAACAUACUGUUUUUAUAAUGUAAAUGGUCUUGAUGUUUUAAAUUUUUCUGACAUUGCUGUUUUUAUGGAAGCAGUAGGUUGGCCAUCUGCCUGGUUUACCAACAAUAUGUCGUCUGUCACCAAUACUCUCGCUAGGGAUGUAAAACUUCAUCUUUCAUGUCUUUUUUAUUUACAUAUGAUAUUGAGAUUUUGUUCUGGGAUUUAGUAACACUAAAUAUGUUGUAUGCUUAAAAAAAAAAAAAAAUUCAAAGCAGUCAAAAGCAGUUUUUUUGGAUUUCAGUUUAAUCCCAGAUUCAUGCCCUUUGAAUGAAUUUACAACAGGGUUUAAGAAACCUUAACAUUAACCACUGGGGGAGUUUUUACAAACACUUAUUUCUGUGUGUUGAAUAUGUUCCUAUUGAAAUAAUGUUUUUAAACUGCAUAUGAUGGUUAAUAAAAAUGUAAAUUUGAGAGAUCCUGCCAGUUACAUGAAAAUUAUGGCAUGAGCCCUUUAUCUUUAGUUGAUGCUUAAGAGUGCUUACUGAGUCAAAGGUCUGUUUGAAAAAAGUAGUAACAAAACAAAGCUAGAUUGUCAACAUUGUUGUAAAAUGAAAACAUUGCAUUUUCAAGUUAUUAUGAAUUGUAAUGUCAUCAAUGUUUUAUAACAACACAAUAAUGAAAACUUGGCCCUUCACAUUUUAGGAAAAGACCUCUUAUCAUAUGAGUCAUAAGCUCCUCUGAGAGAAUGUGGUGAAUAUAAAAAUUAAAAUGGCAGGAUAAAUACUGUUUACAUCAAAGAAUGGUCCAAGCAGUCCUCCAAGGUUCUGAAAGGGAUUUCAUGGUUGGUGCAUGUUUUUAAAACCACUUUAGUGAUAAAAGGAUCAGAAAUUAAUGUGACAGCAGGAACUGCCUCAAAGUAAUGUCAGACACCCACCCAGAGUGAAGCUGGGUGGGACGAAAUAUAUAGUACAGCAUGCAAGAGUGCAACUUGGGUAAUGAUCAUCAUUAAUCAAAGUGUCAGCUUUUGUGAAGUCUGAAUUAGAGAAGCUACUUGUAGCAGACUAGUUUAAAAUCCUUAUGGAAAAUUUCAAGAAACUUGUUGACACCUUGUUACAUUUUUUUUUCCAUACCACCCUGGCUUUAAAUGACAAGAGAUCACUGGUCUUUCUUCCCCUCACCUAUCCAAGACUGACAUUUUUAGUGGUUGAACAAUGGAGGGAGAGAAAUGUCAAUAAGCAUUUCUGUGAAGAGCGGUUGAUAGUGUAGUGGUUAGGGUGCCUGCCUUUGGAUCCAACAGUUGCAGGUUUGAAUCCUAU